CAACUGACAAUCGUCAAAGAUGCUUGCAAAGGUACACUGAGAACAAACUGUAGUAAAGUCCAAACAGAGUUUAAUGUUGCUGUAUCGACUGUAACAAUGUCCGACCUACAGAAACCCCUAUAUUCCGGAUUGGUAAUGAGCUUGUUUAUCUUGAACUUACAAACGCCAAUCCCAGUCAAUAAACAACAGCAAGCAGUUUACUGGGUCCAACAUAUCAACUCAGCUGGCUCGACUGAUGUCUUCACAUAUUUUGCAAAUAAAUUAGGACAGAGGAAUGAUUGCGCCAGUGCCCAGAUCGACCUUGUUUUCCUUAUUGAUUCAUCCGGAAGUGUUGAAAAGCCUGACUUUGAGAAGACAAAAACUUUCUUGAAAAAUAUUGUGUAUAACCUAGACAUUAGUCCAGAAAAGACACGUGUUGCAGUGAUUAGAUUUGCAGAUACACCUAACGUAUCAUUUUUCUUAGGAGACCACAAUACGAACUUUGCAGUAAGAAAUGCUAUUGACGCUAUCAUUUACGAUGGUACUGGAACUGCUACGGACACUGCUCUUGACAAAGCACGUACCAGUGUCUUCACAAAUACAAGAAAAUCUGUUGCUUCCAAAGUUUUAGUUUUGGUGACUGAUGGAAAGUCAAAUAAUGAAAAUGAAACAAUAGCGGCGGCUGAAAAACUGAAAGAUGAUGGCGUCACUAUAUUUACGAUUGGAGUUGUCAAUCCAAAAGUGUCUGAGUUAAUUGCAGCAGCAAGUGAACCCAGUUGUACACAUUUCAUCAACUUGAAAGGUUAUAAUGAGACUGAUUUUAUUGUGAAGAAAUUUAGAUCUGAUUUUUGUGAAGAUUGCGCCAGUGCCCAAAUCGACCUUGUUUUCGUUAUUGAUUCAUCCGGAAGUGUUAAAAAACCUAACUUCGAGAAAACAAAAACUUUCUUGCAAAAUAUUGUAACUAAUCUAGACAUUGGUCCAGAUACGACACGUGUUUCUGUUAUUAGAUUCUCAGAUGAACCCGAUAUACCAUUUGGGUUAGGAACCUACAACACGAAAACUGCAAUAAUGAAAGCUAUUAGCGAUAUAGAGUACAUUGAUGGGAACACUUUCACACACUUGGCGCUUGAUAAAGCACGUAACAACGUUUUUACGAGUACAAGAAAAUCUGUUGCUUCCAAAGUUUUAGUGUUGGUAACUGACGGAAAGUCAGAGAGUGAAAAUAAAACAGUAGCGGCAGCUGAAGAACUGAAAGAUAAUGGCGUCACUAUAUUUACAAUUGGAGUUGUCAAUCCACUUGUAUCUGAGUUAAUUGCAUCAGCAAGUGAACCCAGUUGUACACAUUUCAUCAACUUGAAAGAUUAUAAUGAAAUUAGUUUUAUUGUGAAGGAAAUUCAAUCUGAUUCCUGUAAAGCUCCGACCGUUGUUCAAAAAGAAACUCCGUUACUUAAUAUUACCAUUCCAAAAACUAACGAGACAAAACAACAAGUCCUGCAGGUCACCAACACGACUAAGUCCACCUUGGGUACAACAGUUCUGGCGAGUGUCCAGUGUGGUGUGGUCAAUGUAUAUGCUUCAUUUAGCAGCAAUUAUCCUAAUGAAGCCGACUACGACUACAAGACUUUGGCAACUGAUGAUCAGCCAGGGAAAUUAUUUCUUGUACAAAAAUCAGAACUUGAGAAGCUUGCACUUAAUGUCCUUUCCCAAAAACGAUUCGAUCUCAAUUCCUCAGCCUGUGACAAUCCUUCCUACAACAUCAGCAUCAACCCAACAGCACCCAGAAUUGAAGCGGCUUGCAUCGUAAAACAUGUCAAUAGCUCAUGUACUGCAAAGCAACUCGACUCUGCAUGUUACAACACGACACCUGUUGUUGGUGAAGUCAGUCAAUUGUAUAAUAACAGUAUUCUCAAGAAUGGCCAAAUACAAGAACAAGUUUUGGAAAUCAGCAACAGUACAGAUUCUUCAGGAAGUACGAUUCUGGUGAGUACCCAGUGUGCCGAAGUCACUGUGUAUGGUGCCUUUAACAACAGUUAUCCCAUUGAAGCUGACCACGACUACAAAACGUCUGCAACGGAUAAGAAUCCUGGUAAAGUAAUAAUUGAUGCGAGAGAAUCACAAACUGAUAAUUUUACACUGACUGUCUUCUCUAAGAGACAAUAUGGCCCGAACUCUCCAGCUUGUGACCAUCCCUCCUAUGCAGUCAGCAUCAAACCAAACGAUCCCACACUUGAAGUAGUUUGCCAUCGAAAACAAGAUGAAAGACAUUGUACUCCUGUAGAAUCUGAGUCUAAAUGUUCUAAAUUGACCACAAUGCAUACAAUAACAGCAAUUGAUGUUGCAGUCACAGCGAAAGAUGUUGCAGUCAAAGCAACUGAUGUUGCAGUCACACCGACUGGUGUUGCAGUCACACCGACUGGUGUUGCAGUUACUAAACAACUUUCCAUAAAUGCAUGGAUUUAUGCUGGACUCUUACUUGUUUGGCAAAUGGCUUGAUCAGAAGCAACGACCAGCUAUAACUGCUACCAAUACCAAUGAACUGUUAUAGACUCAUACAAACACAUCUAUACAUACAUAUAUGUAUAUAUAUGCACAGAUAUACAGUCCACUUCCUCCCUUCACCAUCCUCUCUGCUCUCGUGUGACCUGUGGUCAACUUUCUUUUCACUCCAGCCGCUGUGAAGGCAAGACGAACUACUAGCGUUCUACCUCAGAUUUGCGUUUGGCCGUACGGCUUUUGAAUGUUGUUUUCACUGUCCAAUUUUUCCUGUCUUGGUUUGUGUUUGCCACCUUGGAAACCUCUGUGUAGUGGGUUGAUCCAUUACUCAGGAAGAGACUAUUCUAGAGUACGUUCUGUCUUAUCUUCGAAACGUCUAGAUAGAAUAGAGACAGCUGAUGAAGGGAUAU
Messenger RNA from Octopus bimaculoides (California two-spot octopus), 2882 nucleotides. RefSeq lists its product as uncharacterized. The record is from RefSeq and is a predicted model, not a curated record. Lineage: Eukaryota; Metazoa; Mollusca; Cephalopoda; Octopoda; Octopodidae.